AUGGCUACCCCCAGACCCCUGAUGAAGCCCAAGAUCAUCAAAAAGAGGACCAAGAAGUUCAUCCGGCACCAGUCAGACCAAUAUGUAAAAAUUAAGCGGAACUGGCGGAAACCCAGAGGCAUUGACAACAGGGUGCACGGGAGAUUCAAGGGCCAGAUCUUGAUGCCCAACAUCGGUUACUGGAGCAACAAGAAAACAAAGCACAUGCUGCCCAGUGGCUUCUGGAAGUUCCUGGUCCACAACAUCAAGGAGCUUGAAGUGCUGCUGAUGUGCAACAAGUCUUACUGUGCUGAGAUUGCGCACAACAUCUCCAAGAACCGCAAAGCCAUUGUGGAGAGAGCAGCCCAGCUGGCCAUCAGAGUCACCAAUCCCAACACCAGGCUGUGCAGCAAAGAAAAUGAAUAGACAGCUCGUGUGCACGUUUUGUUUAA
This is a messenger RNA of Mesoplodon densirostris (Blainville's beaked whale), 431 nucleotides long. Its product is annotated as large ribosomal subunit protein eL32-like. The transcript has 2 exons. Bases 1 to 405 code for a protein of 134 amino acids. Gene Ontology annotation, biological process: translation. The record is from RefSeq and is a predicted model, not a curated record. Lineage: Eukaryota; Metazoa; Chordata; Mammalia; Artiodactyla; Ziphiidae. Gene Ontology annotation, cellular component: ribosome; cytosolic large ribosomal subunit. Gene Ontology annotation, molecular function: structural constituent of ribosome.